CGGUUAUGUUCACGCCGUCGAGAAUUGAAACUCGUGACAAGUUCGGUCUCUUGAAAUAUAAUACAUUUGCAGGUACAGCUACAGCUUAUGGAUAACAAAGAUUUCAGGGGGAGAGGAAGAGAAAUGGAGGUGAAGCGCAGAACGGCUCGGUCCCUUGUGGCAAGGCUAAGCUCUGUGUCGGAACAAACCCGAGCCGAAGCUUUAUCGGAGCUGCGGCUCAUCUCGAAGCACGAAGACGAUAGCCGCCCUUUAAUUGCGGAAGCCGGUGCCGUGCCUUACCUUGCCGAGACUCUCUACUCCACCUCACAUGAUUCUCAAGAGAACGCCGCCGCGACGCUACUCAACCUCUCGAUUUCGUCGCGGGAAUCGCUUAUGUCCACGCGCGGACUACUCGAUGCCCUCUCCCAUGCGCUUCAACACGCAUCCACCUCGACCCCGCCCGCCGCCGUCCAGUCCUGCGCCGCCACUCUUCAUAGCCUCCUUGUCGUCGACUCCUACCGUUCUAUUAUUGGAUCCAAGCGCGACAUCGUACAUGCUCUCACGCAGAUCGUCAAGAAUCCUAAUUCUCCUCCUCGAUCGAUCAAGGACUCGCUAAAAGCACUUUUUGGAAUCGCGCUUUAUCCUUUGAACCGAAACACUAUGAUCGAGCUCGGCGUUGUGCAACCGCUGUUCGCACUGAUUGUGAGGGACGGCAGAGUGGGGAUUGUGGAGGACGCUACGGCUGUGGUAGCGCAGAUAGCAGGGUGCGAAGAGAGCGAAGAGGCAUACGUGAGGGCGGGUGGAGUGAGAGUUCUGAUGGAUUUGUUAGAUGUUGGGACGGGGACAAGCAUGAGGAUAAAGGAGAAUGCAGUGGCGGCGCUGUUGAACUUGGUGAGCACUGGAGGUGAGAAGGUUGGGAGGGAGGUCAGAGAAAUGGCUGCCACCGCGGUGGACGGGGUGGUUGAGGUUGCCGAGGGCGGAAGCACCAAGGGAAAGAGCAAGGCCGCGUCGCUGCUGAAGAUUAUUGAAGGUCCCAAUAACGGGGUGAGAGAUUCACGGUUUGAUUCUUUACUUAAUCAAAAUCAAUAGUGGCUUUCAUAAUUUGUUAUUUAUUAAUAUCAUUAUCAGGUUUCAUAGUUUUGUUUAUGAUAUGUUUCAAAUUGUUUAAUUUAUGGGUUACAAUUAGGAAUCACAGCAGUGUAUAUUCUGUAACAUGAAUGAAUAAAAUGGUAUAUGAGUGUUUUGUUUUCAAAGAAACAACUUUCAGAA
Messenger RNA from Tripterygium wilfordii, 1248 nucleotides. RefSeq names its product U-box domain-containing protein 4-like. Gene Ontology annotation, cellular component: nucleus; cytoplasm. Bases 88 to 1068 code for a protein of 326 amino acids. The record is from RefSeq and is a predicted model, not a curated record. Lineage: Eukaryota; Viridiplantae; Streptophyta; Magnoliopsida; Celastrales; Celastraceae. Gene Ontology annotation, molecular function: protein binding. The transcript has a single exon.